Messenger RNA from Penicillium daleae, 1177 nucleotides. Its product is annotated as isocitrate dehydrogenase (NAD(+)) IDH2. Gene Ontology annotation, molecular function: NAD binding; magnesium ion binding; isocitrate dehydrogenase (NAD+) activity. Lineage: Eukaryota; Fungi; Ascomycota; Eurotiomycetes; Eurotiales; Aspergillaceae. Gene Ontology annotation, biological process: tricarboxylic acid cycle; isocitrate metabolic process. Gene Ontology annotation, cellular component: mitochondrion. The coding region runs from base 1 to 1155 and encodes 384 amino acids. The transcript has 6 exons. The record is from RefSeq and is a predicted model, not a curated record.
AUGCUCGCCGCCAGAAACUUCUCUGCUGCUCGCCAGUGCCUGCGGUCGGCCCGCAUGGCCCCCAGCUUCGUCACCCCCGUGUCGCAGCUGCGCGGUUAUGCUUCCUCCCCCGACGAUGCUGUCGCCAAGUUCAAGGGCCAGAAGGGCGCUGAUGGCAAGUACACUGUCACUCUGAUCGAGGGUGAUGGUAUUGGCCCUGAGAUUUCUCAGUCAGUCAAGGAUAUCUUCGAGGCCGCCAAGGCUCCCAUCAAGUGGGAGUCCGUCGACGUUACUCCCAUCUUGAAGGAUGGUAAGACCGCCAUUCCCGAUGAGGCUAUCCGCAGUGUCCAGAAGAACUUUGUCGCGCUCAAGGGUCCCCUGGCUACCCCCGUUGGUAAGGGUCACGUCUCCCUUAACCUUACUCUGCGCCGUACUUUCAACCUUUUCGCCAAUGUCCGUCCUUGCCGCUCCAUUGCCGGCUACAAGACCCCCUACGACGGUGUCGACACUGUCCUGAUCCGUGAGAACACCGAGGGUGAAUACUCCGGUAUUGAGCACGUCGUUGUCGAUGGUGUUGUCCAGAGCAUCAAGCUCAUCACCAAGGAGGCCUCCGAGCGCGUUCUGCGCUUCGCCUUCCAGUACGCCGAGUCGAUCAACAAGAAGAAGGUCCGCGUCGUGCACAAGGCCACCAUCAUGAAGAUGUCCGACGGUCUGUUCCUGAACACCGCCCGUGACAUUUCUAAGGACUUCCCCGAUGUCGAGUUCGACGCUGAGCUGCUGGACAACUCUUGCCUGAAGAUCGUCACCGACCCCACUCCCUACAACGACAAGGUCCUUGUCAUGCCCAACCUGUACGGUGACAUUCUGUCCGACAUGUGCGCUGGUCUGAUCGGUGGUCUUGGUCUGACCCCCUCCGGUAACAUCGGUGACGAGUGCUCCAUCUUCGAGGCCGUCCACGGUUCCGCCCCCGACAUUGCUGGCAAGGGUCUUGCCAACCCCACUGCUCUGCUCCUCUCUUCCAUCAUGAUGCUGCAGCACAUGGGUCUCCACGACCACGCCAACCGCAUCCAGAAGGCUAUCUUCGACACUCUGGCCGAGGGCAAGACCCUCACUGGUGACCUUGGUGGCAAGGCCAAGACUCACGAUUACGCCGACGCCAUUAUGAAGCGCCUGUAAACUAAAGUCGCUACUUGGAUUU